Messenger RNA from Hibiscus syriacus, 2140 nucleotides. Its product is annotated as cleavage and polyadenylation specificity factor subunit 3-II-like. NCBI's taxonomy places the organism in Eukaryota, Viridiplantae, Streptophyta, Magnoliopsida, Malvales, Malvaceae. Gene Ontology annotation, biological process: snRNA processing. The record is from RefSeq and is a predicted model, not a curated record. Gene Ontology annotation, cellular component: nucleus.
CCUUAAAUAAAUACAUUGAUAAUCACGGGGAAGCGCGCCAACCAAGUAGUUCUCAAUUCUUUGAAGUUGAACUCGAUUAGCUCCGAUCAUGGCGAUCGACUGCCUCGUCCUUGGGGCAGGCCAAGAAGUUGGGAAAAGCUGCGUGGUGGUGUCGAUAAAUGGCAAGAGAAUCAUGUUCGACUGUGGGAUGCACAUGGGAUACACUGAUUCUCGUCGCUACCCAAAUUUCUCUCUCAUUUCAAAAACCGGAGAUUUUGAUAAUGCUCUCACUUGUGUCAUUGUUACUCACUUUCACUUGGAUCAUAUUGGAGCGCUUCCUUAUUUCACUGAAGUUUGCGGGUACAAGGGUCCAAUUUACAUGACUUAUCCGACAAAAGCAUUGGCCCCUUUGAUGUUGGAGGACUACAGAAAGAAUAUGGACAGAAGGGUUGAGGACGAACAAUUUACUGCGGACCAUAUUGCAGAAUGCAUGAAAAAGGUUAUACCUGUGGAUUUGAAGCAGACUGUGCAGGUUGAUAAAGGUCUUCAAAUCCGUGCCUACUAUGCAGGACAUGUCAUUGGGGCAGCAAUGUUUUAUGCAAAGGUGGGAGAUGCUGCUAUGGUGUACACAGGAGACUAUAAUAUGACGCCAGAUAGACAUCUCGGGGCAGCUCAAAUUGAUAGACUACAGUUGGACCUUCUUAUAACAGAGUCAACUUACGCAACAACCAUACGUGAUUCAAGAUAUGGGCGAGAGAGGGAGUUCCUUAAAGCUGUUCAUAAUUGUGUUGCUGCUGGAGGAAAGGUGCUUAUUCCAACAUUUGCACUAGGAAGAGCUCAGGAACUAUGUAUACUAUUGGAAGAUUACUGGGAACGCAUGAAUCUAAAUGUUCCUAUCUACUUCUCAGCAGGUUUGACCAUCCAAGCCAAUAUGUAUUAUAAAAUGCUUAUUAACUGGACGAGCCAGAAGAUCAAGGAGACAUAUGCCACACAUAAUGCAUUUGAAUUUAAAAGUGUUCGGAAUUUUGACCGUUCUUUGAUAAAUGCUCCUGGACCUUGCGUUCUCUUUGCUACACCUGGUAUGAUUGUUGGCGGAUUUUCACUUGAGGUUUUUAUGCAAUGGGCGCCUUCGGAAAACAAUCUCGUGACAUUGCCAGGGUAUUGUGUGGCCGGAACGAUAGGCCAUAAGUUAAUGUCCGGUAAACCAACCAAAAUUGAUUUGGACAAGGACACCCGAAUCGAUGUGCGAUGCCAGAUUCACCAGCUAUCUUUCAGUCCUCAUACCGAUGCCAAAGGGAUUAUGGAUCUUGUCAAAUUUCUCUCACCAAAACACGCUAUUCUUGUACAUGGUGAGAAACCGAAAAUGGCCACUCUUAAAGAAAGGAUUCAAUCUGAACUUGGGAUCCCAUGUUAUUGUCCGUCAAACAAUGAAACGGUGACUGUUCCUUCGACACACUAUGUGAAAGCAGACGCAUCAGGUACCUUUAUCCGGAGUUGCUUGAAUCCAAACUUCAAGUUCUCAACAUGUAGUUCAGUAGAUAAAUCUUAUUUGGAUUCAAACGAACCGAAAGCAGUUUCAAGGCUUUCCGUAAGUGAUGAUAGAGUUUCCGGUAUCUUAGUAGUAGGAAAAGGCAAAAAGGCAAAGAUUAUACACCAGGGUGAGCUUCUGAAUACAUUCGGAGAAAAAAAGCAUGAGAUUCAGUUUGCUUAUUGUUUCCCGAUGCAUGCAACCAGAACCGAAGACAUCCCAUCUGCUUUCGAUUUGCUUUGCGAUCUUGACAAAUGCACUUUGAUUACUCGAUUAUCAACGAUACUAUCAAAUGAACUUUCUGAAGGUAAUAUCCUAGAUUUGGGGGAACAACUUCAAAUAGAAUCAUUCCGUGUAUCCGUUUGUUCUUUGGACAAUUGCCCUCAUAGAUUAUCCGCUAGUUUUCAGAACGAUUCGGAAUCGGUUUUCUUUUGUUGCUGUUGGUCAGUGGCUGAUGAAAAACUUGCAUGGAAAAUCAUUUCAAUCAUGAAAGGUGCUACUUUACAAACGACUUGAAGAUGUUCUUUAGAUUACAGAUCGUGAUUAGGUAAUGAAGUUAAAGCGAGUUUAGGUGUGAGUAUCAGAUAUAUGUAUCCGUAUAUACUUGAUAUUUACGAAAACAAUGGAAGAAGU